CAGUUUCUGAGGAUAAAUUGAUAAUUUCAUUGUUGUUUGAACAAGUGUUGUGAACUCAUAAAGGAACCAUCUGUAUUUAUCUUUGAGUCAUCUGCUUGCUUUGGAUUAGCAUAAACGUAUUCGUCGAGAUAACCUUGUUGCUUGCAGAUAUUGUAUGUUGUAAAAAUGGCUAAUAAUUACCGCUAUAUCAACAAAAUAGCACAAAACCUCAGGUCCAUCUCGACUUCAACAGUGAAGAAAGAUGCAUGGCUCUCAAAAAUAUUUGUUCGAAAAAUCGAGCCAACAAAGGAGUCCCACAGUCGGAUGUUGAGUGAUAAAGAAAUCAUUUACGGUCUGCAGACACAUAAUUUCAGGGCUGAUUCCAAAAAACCCUAUUUACAGAAUAUGAAAAAUAGUUUGGAUCUUGUCAAAUCUUUAGGAUCGUUGAAUGGAGUUGAACUAGUCGGAUCUUGGACCGUGAAUGUGGGAGAUCAAGACCAGGCUCUGCAUUUGUGGAGAUUCAAUGGAGGUUAUGAAACCAUUGAUGCUUACAGCAAGAUUGUAGCAGAAAAUGAAGAUUUCCAAAAAUUGAAUGAAGAACAAGGCAGAUUGGUGAGAUCCCGGCAUUUACAGUAUUUAUUGGCAUUUAGUUAUUGGCCUCAAAUUUUGUUGAGACAAACCAAAAAUAUUUAUGAAAUUAGAUCUUACGCCCUGAAACCUGGUACGAUGAUAGAAUGGGGUAACAACUGGGCCCGUGCCAUCAACUUCAGGAAAAAUAACGAUGAACCAUUCGCUGGAUUUUUCUCCCAAAUUGGGAGACUAUACAAUGUCCAUCAUAUUUGGUGCUAUCAAGAUCUCAAUACUAGAAAAGAGACAAGGGAGAGCGCUUGGAGGGCCCCCGGAUGGGAUGAAUGUGUGGCUUAUACAGUGCCCCUGAUCAGAGAAAUGCAUUGUCGAAUAAUGGUGCCCACAGAAUUCUCCCCCACGAAAUGAAAAUCUCCCCUCAAUUUCCCGAGGUCCUGAUAUUGGAAAACUACGAUUUUACCCAAUUUUAUGAAAGUUUAUUUUUCAAACUUGAAUUUUAAGUCGUUUUUUUUAUCGAAUUUUAAUUUUUCAAUCAUAUAGUGAUGAAAUUUGAUUAUAUAUUUUAUUAUAUUACGGUUCUUAAUGGUGAAAAUAAAUAUAUUAUUGUGGUGUAUUAAUUGAGCAUAUUUGAAUGGUAAAGAUGAACUGAAUCCUGUUUAAUUAGACAGUAAUUUUUCGUUCAGUUCUUUUUAUUAGGGCACUAUAAGGAACUGUCAAAAUCGAAGGUUUUGACAAUUAUUUCACUUGUUAUCUGUCAACUUCAGAUGAAUAUUUUGACAACAUUGAGGUUAAAGGAGGUAGAGCACCAUCUUCCUUUCGAGUGAUUGGUGUUUUCCAGUGUAGAAAUAAAAUGCUGACAUAUUAAAGCGAAAAUUUUUAUUUACGUAUAAAAUACAGUUGAAGUAACACUAUGCGUAGUUGCUACUGCAAAAUAAAUAAAGUAAUCGUUGCUUUCAUAACAUUGCUAUACAAUUUUCUCAAUUUACAAUGCACUCAACACUUAUUCCCUUAUUUGAACAGUGGUAGUUUUUAUGAUGAUAUUGGUAAAAUAUAUACAAUGUUAUCUCAUUAUUCUUAUACAGAUUGAAUUGUUGCAUGAAGCUUCUUUCACUUUGAAAAAAAUGAUUAUCUCACUAAAUGUUAGUUCGAAUAAAGCUUGAGGAGGAAAUUUUAUACAAAUAAGGUAAUUUUCUUGGAGAAAACGUUCUGUGUAAUUUCUUAAAUUUUAAUCCUUUCCAUUUUAUUGAUUCUGUCUUCUAUUGAGGUUUUUCCAUUUCGAAGAAUUCUAGGAGGAGCGAUUUCUAAAUGGAAUAAAAUUCAGAAAUUUGCAGAAAGUCUUUACUAACAAUUCAUUCAAUUGUUUACACAACAGAUACCUUAUCCCAUGCCACCCUUCAAAUAAAUACUAUUUUCAAUUGUGAUAACAUUAUACACUGUAAAAUAUUAGAAUC
Molecule: messenger RNA, 2015 nt
Organism: Coccinella septempunctata (seven-spotted ladybird)
Lineage: Eukaryota; Metazoa; Arthropoda; Insecta; Coleoptera; Coccinellidae
Product: protein NipSnap
Exons: 6
Coding region: 166-972 (268 amino acids)
Cellular component (GO): mitochondrion
Source: RefSeq, a predicted model, not a curated record